Clupea harengus (Atlantic herring) is the source of this 1494-nucleotide messenger RNA. RefSeq names its product cofilin 1 (gene cfl1). Gene Ontology annotation, biological process: actin filament depolymerization. NCBI's taxonomy places the organism in Eukaryota, Metazoa, Chordata, Actinopteri, Clupeiformes, Clupeidae. The record is from RefSeq and is a predicted model, not a curated record. Gene Ontology annotation, cellular component: actin cytoskeleton. Gene Ontology annotation, molecular function: actin binding.
GAUGCUCGCGCCCAACCCAGCAUCACCAAGCACGCGUAGGAAGGCGCGCCCGUGAAUUGUAUAAAGAGUGUGCGAAACCGGAGAACGCGUCACAGCUCAUUCAAUUCUCAGUCAGACGCCGACUAGCACAGAGACAACCAUGGCCUCUGGGGUAAAAGUAGACGAGAACGUGCUCCACCUCUUCAACGACAUGAAGGUGCGCAAAGCCAACCUCAGCGAGGACGAGAAGAAGAAGAGGAAGAAGGUGGUCCUCUUCUGCCUGAGCAGCGACGAGAAGAAGAUCGUUGUGGAGGAAGGGCGGGAGAUCCUGCAGGGCGAUGAGGGCGACCCCUACAACAAGCUGGUCAACAUGCUGCCCCCUGACGACUGCCGCUACGCCCUCUACGACGCCACAUUCAUGACCAAGGAGACCAAGAAAGAGGACCUGGUCUUUAUCUUCUGGGCUCCAGACACAGCUCCGUUGAAAAGCAAGAUGAUCUACGCAAGCUCCAAGGAUGCCAUCAAGAAGAAGUUCACAGGCAUCAAACACGAGUGGCAGUUGAACGGUUUGGAUGACAUUAAGGACCGAAGGAGUCUGGCUGAGAAGCUAGGCGGCUCAUCGGUGGUGUCCUUGGAAGGGAAGCCCCUCAGCGAAUGAGGACGACCUCCCUGUGGGGCUUAGCUGUUCAUUCCAUCUGGGUAGGGCAGCGGGAGAGGCAGGAUCGUUGGUGGGACUGUAAAGGGGCAAUAUUUGCGGGUGGGGUGGGUGAGGGGGGCCGUUUCCAAACUCCACACAAUUUUAGGCUGUCAUUCUGGUUCAUAUUCAAGGAACAAAAACACAAAAGAGCAAAAAGGAAAAAGACACUGAUUUUUAAAAAAAGAAUGGAGGAUUAUAACUUGAGAAAUGAAUAUGUGCUGACAUGUGUUUGUUCUUUCUGGGAUCCAUUUAAAAAGUGCUGGAGAGAGUCGGACAGGGCAGCAAACGUUGCAAUUUACAACAAUUGAAUCCUGCAAAAUACGGUUUCUAACCGUUUUUGUUACCUUCCCUUUUUGCCAAACCUCUUGGUAUGUUUUUGUAUGUGUGUGCACUUGAGACUAUGAAGUAUACAGAAAGGAAAACAUUUCACUCCAAAAGAAUGAUUGCACAUGAACAAAAAGCAUUCUGGGAAACUUUUUUUUUUUUUUUUAAUAAAUCAUAGCCUUUUAUCCCCCACCCUACCCCAUUUUUGUUGGGUUUUUUUUCUUUCUUUUUUUUAUUUCCCGACCAUUUCCAAGUUUCAAACCAGGGCAUCAUUGUAAUAAUAUUGAAUACGUUCUCUUCACUUGUGUUUAAAAGCGAAGAAAUGAAAAACUGAAAAAUUGUAGGAACUGGUAGGUAAAGUCUGUUUGAAAUGAGCUGAAGGUUGUUAGGGAGUGAGUGUUUUGACCGGCCGGUGUACAGAUCUUACGAGGGUUAUUGGCUUGUGGAUGUUUUGUAUUGUCUCCUUAUCUCUAAUAAAAAAAGGCACUAAAUUA